Molecule: messenger RNA, 180 nt
Organism: Penicillium paradoxum
Lineage: Eukaryota; Fungi; Ascomycota; Eurotiomycetes; Eurotiales; Aspergillaceae
Exons: 2
Coding region: 1-180 (59 amino acids)
Source: RefSeq, a predicted model, not a curated record
AUGACUAUAGUCAAGUUCCGACCCAAAUUUCUUGAAUCAAGACGUGUGGGACUGGAGUAUUUCCUAAAGUCAGUAUCUCAUCUCAACUGCCGUGACUACUAUGCAUUCUGUGUACUUCUAAAUCCAGAAUUCUCUGGCUUACCCAUUGUCAAAGAGUUCCUCUUUGGCCGUAUCUGUUAG